Messenger RNA from Euleptes europaea (tarantolino), 2026 nucleotides. RefSeq names its product IQ motif and SEC7 domain-containing protein 2-like. Gene Ontology annotation, biological process: actin cytoskeleton organization. The transcript has 5 exons. The record is from RefSeq and is a predicted model, not a curated record. Lineage: Eukaryota; Metazoa; Chordata; Lepidosauria; Squamata; Sphaerodactylidae. The coding region runs from base 20 to 2026 and encodes 668 amino acids. Gene Ontology annotation, molecular function: protein binding.
CUCCGGGGGGCGUCCGGCCAUGUGGUGCCUCCAAUGCUCCUCGGAGCGCCGCCCGGGGCAGCUGCAGCACAAGCUCCUGCACUGUGUGGAAGGAGACCCGCCAGGAAGUGAGGCCGGCACUAUCGUGGACAAUCUGGGCAGUCAGCCCCCAUACCGCUGCGCCCCCGAGGUGACCAAAGUCGAGCACUACGAUUUGGCGCCGACGUCGUCCUCUGUAUGUCACACGCCGUCGCCGGGGCUGCCGUGGGCCCAACGUGCUCGGCUACAGCCAGCCAGCGUGGCGCUGAGGAAGCAAGAAGAGGAGGAAAGCAAGCGCUCCAAGGCAUUGUCGGACAGCUAUGAGCUCUCCACAGACCUUCAGGACAAAAAGGUGGAGAUGCUGGAGCGGAAAUAUGGGGGCUAUUUCCUAAGCCGGAGAGCCGCCCGCACCAUCCAAACGGCCUUCCGCCAGUACCGCAUGAACAAGAAGUUUGAGCGCCUGCGCAGUUCGGCGUCCGAAAGCCGCAUGUCGCGGCGGAUCAUCCUGUCCAACAUGCGGAUGCAGUACUCCUUUGAGGAGUACGACAAGGCCCAGAACGCUCCUUACUUCGAAGGCAAGCCCGCCUCGCUAGACGAGGGGAGCAUGGCCAGCACUCGCCCCCACCUGUUGGACCGGGGCCUGCCCUACGGAGGCUCCUGCAGGGCUGGCUUGGAAGGCAACUCUCUGCAUUCCUCUUCUGGAGGCUUCUGCAACGAUAUCACGGAGCUGGAGGACUCCUUCUCUAAGCAGGUAAAAUCUUUGGCCGAGUCCAUUGACGAAGCGUUGAACUGCCACCCGCUGGGGCAGGAGGGCGGGCCGGGCGGCCCCUCCUUGGAAAAGAGCGAGUCCAAGGAGCAGCAGGGCGACAGCGCGGCCACUUCUUUCAGUGACGUGACGCUGUACCUGGACGAGGGGGGUCCCACGUCGCCCCUCUCCCUGGAGCGCCCGCCCAGUACCGAGCCCCCUGAGUCGGGCGGAGGAGUGCCCGUCCCGCCCCCCCCUCGGCCGGAGUACUGGGGCGGGCCCCAGCGGGAGGACAGCCGGGAGAACGGGGGCGGGAGCCGGCGCAGCACCCCUUGCAUGGAAUGCCGGGACUUCCGCCUGCGCGCAGCCCACCUCCCGCUGCUGACCAUCGAGCCCCCCAGCGACAGCUCGGUGGACCUCAGCGACCGCUCGGACCGGGGCUCCUUGAACCGGGGCCUCAUUUACGAGCAAGAUGGCUGCAGCCCCCACGGCACCCUCAAGCAGCACCCCGGCGGGCCCGCCCGCUCCCCGCACCCCCACCGGCAUUACCACUCCGAGCCCAACCAGCCGCCCCCGCCUCUGCCUCUGCCGCCCCCCCAGGCCCCCGGCCGCCUGCCCCCGCCCCCUCCGCCGGACAACUCGGACGGCGACAACGACAGCCUGAACAGCACCACCAACUCCAACGAGACCAUCAACUGCAGCUCGGGCUCCUCCUCACGCGACAGCCUCCGGGACCCUCCCCCUCCCACCCCUGCCACCACCUCGGGCCCCGGAGGGCCCUGCAAGCAGACCUACCAGCGGGAGACGCGGCACAGCUGGGACUCCCCCGCCUUCAACAACGACAUCGUGCAGCGGCGCCAGUACCGCAUCGGCUUGAACCUCUUCAACAAGUACGAGAGGCGUGGGCAGAGGCGGGGCGGGAUCAAGGGUCUUGCAAACGCAGGAGCGCACCGAGCCAAGCCCCAGUCACUCAGCCAGCGCUGCAGGGGCCACUUGGCUCGGACCGUGCAGCUGGAACAACGACUGCUUUUGGCUCGCCGGCUGCGUCUUCUCACUCUGCUGAAGGAGGUGGUGGCCCCCAUUGUCCGCGCCACUGGCCCGGUUGAAGCUAAACGCCCCUGCAGUGCUGGCCAUUCGCUGUGCGUGGGGGUGCGCGCCCGCCUGUCCGUCGAGGGGAGUCCCACGAGCAAAGGACGCAUUUUGCUGCGGUGCAGAAUUCUGCCCCCGGAAAACGUCUUGGCUGUCCUUCAAAUAUUCCGAUAG